This is a messenger RNA of Poecilia reticulata (guppy), 3146 nucleotides long. The record is from RefSeq and is a predicted model, not a curated record. Lineage: Eukaryota; Metazoa; Chordata; Actinopteri; Cyprinodontiformes; Poeciliidae.
CUCCACUUCCCAUGAUGCAGUGCGAGGUAGGAGUCGUCCCGCACACGUGCUGCUGCUGGAUAGCAAGCAUGAAGUGAAGUGUUAUUAAUUCCUUCAUGCAUUUUGCGGCCGCAUUUUCUGCCUGCGUGUUUUUCCACCAUGGAGUCGGAGCAGGACGCCGCGCUGCUGGUUCUAAUCCAGCAGCACCUGCAGGUGAGCGGCUACCGAGAGGCCGCCGAGCUGCUGGAGCCGCACGUCACUCAGGUGGAGAUGCCAAUGGAGAACUUAAACCUUCAUGACAUUUACACUGGAUGGAUGAAGCUUUGCUCUCUGGCUCAUCACGCCACCCAGCCCAACAUGGGCUUGAAGACGGGAACCACGAAGCAAGACGAGGCUGCAGGCGCCGAACUCAACGGAGGAGAGAAGAAAUCAGACGACAGAACUCUGACCGAGUGUAAGAUGGAGGUCGCCGCGCCGACCGCUGCAGAGUCAAAACCGGAGGACGAUUCUGGACGCCGGGACGGCGCUGAUGAAACCCAGACUGGGAAAUCAGACGAGACCGCCAACGGUGAAGAGGAGGAGGAAGAACAGGAGGAAGGGGAAGAGGAGGAUGAAGGAGAGGAGGAAGAGGAGAAGGAACAGGAAAAAGAGGAAACGAGGAGAGAAACGGAGCUGGUUCCAGCUGAGGGGAGAAGCUGCGUCUCCUCCGGUCCUGAUGGGACAUCUGGACCCACUCAGGGCGACACCGACCCGACCUGGCGGCCUGGAACCAGAACCUCUGAGAGCGACAAAGAGGAGGAGGAAGGAGGUGAUGAAGAGGAGGAAGGAGGCGACGAAGAGGAGGAAGGAGGCGACGAAGAGGAGCAGGAGCUUCAAGCUGCCAGAAACUCCCCUGAAGCCUCAGGGGAACCUCCAGAACCGAUCGAUGCUGUUCAAGGAGCCGCGGUCCGCUCCACUGAGGAGACGACCGCAGCUGAGGAGGAGGAGGAGGARGAGGAGGAGGAGGAGGAGGAAGAGGAGGAGGAGGAGGAGGAGGAAGAGGAGCGCGCAGCUGCAGAGAGACCCGUUCAGGCCGAGUCCGUCUCCGUUGACGACGCCCCCGGAGAGGCUCCGCCCCCUCCAGAAAAUCCUGAGAUUACUUUAAAAGACGAAGAGACGCAGCCAGAGGACGAGCCGAAAGCGGCUACAUUGGACCAAAACGGCGCUGAUCCACCAGCCAAUGAGGAAGAAGCUGCAGAAGACGAAGACGACUGCAUCAUUAUCAAAAUCCAGAAGGGGGGCGACAAAUCGGCCAAUCAGGAACCAGCAGUGAUCUGUGUUGACUCCAUCACUCCCAAGAAAAAGAAGAAGAAGAAGUCCAAAAAACGUUCUGAUGAGACAUUUCAGGUGGACAUCGCAGAAACACAGACGACUAACGAAGACGCGCUGACCAGCCGGAGAAAAAAGAAGAAAAAGAAGAGCAGAAAGAAUAGAGAAGAGAAUAAAACGGAGGUGGAGGAAGAGUCUGAAGUCGUUUCACCAAAGAAGAAAGAAAAGAAAAGGAAAAGAGAGAGAGAAGCAAUGGAGGAAAAACGAGAGGAGGCAGCGGUUCCAUUAGAAAACACCAGAAAGAAGAAGAAAAAACUGGUAGAUGAGGCUGAGAUGAAGGGAAUGGAUGAAGAGAAUCUGGCAGAAACAAAACAGAAGAAGAGAAAAAGGGAGGAGCUGCAGUUUAAAGACGCACCAGCAGAGGGCGAGAAAGAGGAGAUGAACGCCACAGCUGACUCGUUUCUGCUCUCGUCUGGAAAGAAGAGGAGGAGAUUUCUGAGGAGGAGGACGACGAGCACGAAGAGGUUACAGCUUCUCAAGAAAAUGAUGAGGAUGACGAGGAACGCUCAGAGUCCCAACCGGAUCGUCGCAGCAAGAGAAAGACAAAAGCAAAAACAAACUGUGAAGUCACCAAAAACGCAAAUAAACGCAGGACAGGAAGAAAAUUCAUCGAAGGAAAACCAGCUUCCGAGGAAGAAGAAGAAGAAAUCAGUCAAGAACAUCCUGGACGACCAAUACACAAUCUCUAAAAAACCCAAGAAGAAGAAAGUAAAGAUGGGAGAAAUCUCACCUCCUGCUGCUGUGACCCAACUUCCACCUGCGAAGAAGAAGAAGGACACGAUGAAGAUGAAACCAGAAGCUGCUCCGGAGAAAAAGAAAAAAUCCCACAAAAAGCAGAAAAACGGAAUCAUCUAGGUGAGCAUCUUCAUCCAGACUCUUUUACAGCUCAAAAUAUUAAAAUGAUUUUCUCCUCACACACCAACAGAUGAAAACUCAAGAUGUGCCUUUUUUCAUCCUCGAUUUCUCUGAUUUCUGGAGCUAUUCUCAGACAAGCUGGUGAAGGGUUUAAAAUAUCUCUGGUGGGGAUUCAAAGAGCUAAAAAUAACCAAAAACUUUGGUGUAUUUCAGCAAUAAAACUACAGUGUAGCAGUUAACGAGCCUUAUAAACAAUUACAUGAAGCUUUAAACUAUGCUUUAGAUAUUUUUCACUUACUUUUAACAAGUUAAGAGAUAAUAUUUACCUUCAUCUUUUUUAAGAAGAUGACACUAUUAGAUCAUAUUUGGAUGAGUAAAAGGUCAAACACGAAGCAGGUUUUAUAUUAAUGUUCGAGUUAAAAUUGUCUUUAAGGGAUCAAACUGUGAAACGGUUUAAGUUUUGAUGUGUGUUUUUGAUGCUGUUUAGUCUUAAGCUGUGAAUUUCUGUUUCCUGUUACUGGGGACUUUUGUCCUUUGUUACAUGGAGUUUAUAUUUAAUAAACAGAGUCUAUUAGUAAUCCACUACAUUUCAGUUUUGCUGAGAUAAAACCUGGGAACAACAGUAGUUGUCACAAUAAAUAAAUAUAUUUACAUAAUUGACACAGUUCAGGUUCUGGAUGUUCAUAACGUCUCUGUAAAAUGUUUUUAAGGUAUACUUUGAUAAGUACACUUUCCCCUACAUUUCCAAAAAGCUUUAAUUCCUGAAGUAAAACAAUGUUGACAGUUUGAUCAUUCAGAUUGAUGACUGAGUCUGUUUACAUUUUCCAAAUCGUUCACCUGACGGCGGAUCAGACCAGUGGCUGUUAUAUGUGCGUCUGACACUCCUGUAAUUAUUUCUUCGGUUCUUUCACCUAUUAAAAGUUUUUUUUGUUCUUUAAAACUCA